Lycium barbarum (goji berry) is the source of this 833-nucleotide messenger RNA. RefSeq lists its product as uncharacterized. The coding region runs from base 133 to 609 and encodes 158 amino acids. The transcript is spliced from 4 exons. The record is from RefSeq and is a predicted model, not a curated record. Lineage: Eukaryota; Viridiplantae; Streptophyta; Magnoliopsida; Solanales; Solanaceae.
UGUCGACUAUCUAUGUCUCCGUCAAUAUAUAGAGUUGUCACUUAACCAGAAACGCUUCAACAGAAAAUUAACGUCCCUUUGCUAAUCCUUUUGCUUUGCUACUGCUUCACUCUGCUACUCACAUCUUUCAUCAUGGCAUUCAGGUCUUCGAAUUUGUGGAAAUCUAUGGCUACUCGUGUUAGCGUAAAUUCUGGUUUUGCAAAAUCAAAUAUUACCAAAUUGAGGUCAUAUGCCAGUACUGCUGAGCAUGCAGACGCUAAGCCCAGGGGACUGAAAGGAGAGUUUGUUCCAGUGUAUGUGGCGCUGGGACUAAUAGCACUAUCCGUGGGUUUUGGGGUACAUACAGCCACGCAUCAGCUGAAGCGGGCGCCCAAUGUCUCCUUGAAGAAAUCAAGGAGAGAAACUGUACCGGAAGUCGCCGAACCGGAUAGUGUUGUGGAUGAUGGAAACAGCUUCAUAAAGAAAUCUUUCUUCCGAAAGGUGGCUCAUGUCCAGGAUUUUGAUAAUCAAUCUGUCAUGCCUGAUCCCAUGCGUGGGGAUGUCCUAGCUAGGGAACCUCAUGCUGAGACGUUGAAAUCUGUUGGGGUGAAUCCCAAUCAGAAAUUGUAGUGAGUUUUAUGCAUUUUGGAUCCAUGACGUGGGUGUUAUAUAUCCGCCAGGUGAUGUGACGACGUAUUCUCAACUUUUUGAAGACCUGUAUAUAUAGCGUCGUAGCACAUUAUAAAUAAAAUGCUUAUAUGUAUGCAUUUCCAGCUAAUCAUGUUCGACUUGAAUAAGUUACAGUUGUAGUAUGUUUUUACGAUCUAUGAGAGCACAGCAAGUUUUGGGUUAAA